AAGGAAACUUAGCUGAAAGUAGUCGUCUUUCUGAAUGCUGGCAGUGGUGUGGUUGGCAACCAAAUUUAGUAGCGCAAAUCAACAAAUUAUACAACCUUCAAGGCAAUGUAACGACAAUGGAAAACGGGUGGUCCGCGCGCUUUGUCCUUACGGAAACGCAGAGUUUGUAAACGAAAUAUCAACCACACGCGGAGCUAUUAUUAGGUGACGAGGCUAAAUUUAGUGAUUCCAAUACACGAUGGCUUAAUUUCGUGCAUUGAGUGGUAGCUUUUCUUGUCUGGAAUAUUUUUUGUAAUUCUAUGAACACAUUAUCUUUUAGGCGCUUUUUGUACUGAAAAGAGGUGUUAUUAAAACUGAAAAUGUGAGCGCGACCUGGCCAGUAAGCCCUCAGGGGUCGGAGUGGCGCCUGUCAAUUAUAGAGUGGGCAACUCAAAAAGGGAGAUCUAGCUCUGUGAGGGAAACGCCCUCUUUGUAGGGGGAAGAGACGGCUUGACAGAGAAGACCAUACACGGUGAUCAGGGUGGAGGUUUGUGGCUGGCAGUUUGUUGGUUGAAUGACCGCUUAUGGGGGGUAUGGAGAUGUUGCGCCGAUCUUCAGUGUUCGCAGCUGAAGUGAUGGAGGUGUUUGACCGCUCCCCCACGGACAAAGAACUGGUUUCGCAGGCCAAGGCCCUGUGCAGGGACUACAUCCAUUCUAGGCUGAACAGGGCUGGUAUUGGCUGGUCCAAACCCGAGCAGGGCCAGACCGCUUCGGGAGGACCGCUAGGAGAGGUCUCCUCCGUUCUCCUCUGGUUAGGUGAUGAGUUGGAGUACCUGCGGCCUAAUGUAUACCGCAACGUGGCACGACAGCUCAACAUAACGGUGGCCUCUGAGAGUGUGGUGUCGGACGCUUUCCUGGCUGUGGCCUCAGAAAUCUUCUCCACCGGUGUCACGUGGGGGAAGGUGGUGUCGCUGUAUGCGGUGGCGGGUGCCCUGGCGGUGGACUGCGUGCGGCAUGGCCACCCCGCCAUGGUCCACACCAUCGUGGACUGCCUGGGCGAAUUUGUGCGCAAGAGCCUGGCCUCUUGGCUGAAGAGGAGAGGUGGCUGGGCGGACAUCACAAAGUGCGUGGUGAACACUGACCCCAGCUUCCGCUCUCAUUGGCUAGUGUCUGCCAUCUGCACCUGUGGCCAUUUCCUGAAGGCAGUGGUCUUCUACCUCCUGCGGGAACGGUGAGGGCGUGGCAGCGGUGAUGAGUGAUGCAAACUGGCCCCGCCCCUCUCCAAAGAACCCUACCCAUCACCACCACUCUGAAUAACAGUCUACGCCUGCAGCAGCUCACACUAACAACGGGGUCCCUGCAGUCUUGCACACGAGCUACUCACCCAGCUUCCUGCCAUUACCUGGAACAUCAACAUAUGCACAAAGCAGAUUGGAGUACAGUGUGUGAGAUGAAUCUUAAGAAGGCCUACUUGAUAUUUCACAUAAUG
Messenger RNA from Megalops cyprinoides (Indo-Pacific tarpon), 1468 nucleotides. RefSeq names its product BCL2 family apoptosis regulator BOK a (gene boka). Gene Ontology annotation, molecular function: protein heterodimerization activity; protein homodimerization activity. The record is from RefSeq and is a predicted model, not a curated record. The transcript has 6 exons. Gene Ontology annotation, biological process: intrinsic apoptotic signaling pathway in response to DNA damage; extrinsic apoptotic signaling pathway in absence of ligand; regulation of apoptotic process. Bases 564 to 1214 code for a protein of 216 amino acids. NCBI's taxonomy places the organism in Eukaryota, Metazoa, Chordata, Actinopteri, Elopiformes, Megalopidae. Gene Ontology annotation, cellular component: mitochondrial outer membrane.